AUGGAUAGUUUUCAGUCAUUUGGAUUAUGUGAAAAUGCUUUAGAAUUUAAUUUAGAGGUUGAAUUACCAGAUCAUACAUUUAAACAAUAUCAAUUACAUUCUAGGUUGACCGUUGAUAAAAUAAAGUCAAUUAUAUUAUUAGAUCAACCAACACUUAAAAAACAUUCACCAAGUGAUUAUGUAAUUUUAGUUGAUGGUGAAAAAAUAGAAAUUGAUUUUCAAAGGUUCAUAGUGUCACAUCCAAGAAUUACAGAGAUUUUAGAACAAGAACCACAAAUAAAAAUAAAAUUAAUUUCAAAACAACAAUUAUUAUUACAAUCAAAUGCACCACCAGCACCACUUUCACCAAAUUCACAAGCAAUUUCAAAUCAAAAACAACAAGAUCAAUUAAACAUAAAUGUAAAAGUAGCAGAUUUAAAAUUAUCAUUAGAGAAAUCACCAAUGGUUAAUAGAAUAGCAAGUGGUGGAAGACCAAUGUUAAUUGAACAACAUUCACCAACAAAAGGUAAAAAAGAUGAAGAGAAAACAACAAAAGAUAGAUCAUUAUCAGAGAAAUCUACAAAUAGUAAAUUAAAAGUUGAUAGACCUGAUAAAUUAACAAAAUCAUCAGAUAGUGUAUUUUUUAAUAAUAAUGGUAAUGGUAAUAUAACAACAAGUUCACCAACAACUUCAAAUUCAACAACCACUACAACAACAACAACCACUACAACUACUACUACAACUACUACAACUUCAUCAUCAUCAUCACCAAAUGGAACAUCACAAUCAUCACCAUCAAAUAGUGGAUUCUUUUCAUUUGGAUCACCAAAGAUCAAAUCAUUUUUAGUUAAUACAUUUGAUCAAAAGAGAAGAUCACUUUCACAUAAACAAAAAUCGUCAGAUGAUUUAUCAUUUUCAUCAAUUCAUGUUGGUGCAACAAUUCGUCCAAAAACUCAAGAAUAUCAACAACAAGUUUUAAAAGGUGCAAUUGAAUCUAAUCUUUUAAAUCCAUCACAGAAUAACAAUAGUAAUAAUAAUAAUAGUUCUGGUGCAAAUUCAAAUACAAGUUCAAGUAGUAGUACAAGUAAUAGUAGUAGAUCAAGUUUAGAGAUGAUAAUUGAUAAUAAUAAUGUUGGUGGUAGUAUAAGUAGUGGAUUUGUUAAAGAUUAUAGUUUAAUUCAAGUCUCUAAAGGAUUUACAAUUGAAUCACUUAGAAAUAACCUAACAUUACCAUUAAUUGUUAGUAGUGGUCAAUUAGAAUUGAAUCCAUUGAUAACUGAUGAAAGUUGGUAUUGUAAAUAUUUUUAUGGAAAUGAACAUUGGAAUUAUAUAGGUGAAGACUCUAAAAAUGGUAUAUUCAUAGUUUCAAUCUUUAAAGAGAGUGAUAGUCAAUCCACUGCUUCAACUGCUUCAUCUUCCCCUUCACCUUCUUCUUCAUCUAUAAAUCUACAUAAUAGUAGUGGUGAUCAAUGUAAUAAUAGUAAUAAUAAUAAUAAUAAUAAUAAUAAUAAUAAUAAUAAUAAUAAUAAUAAUAAUAAUAAUAAUAAUAAUAAUAAUAAUAAUAAUAAUAAUAAUAAUAAUAAUAAUAAUAAUAAUAAUAAUAAUAAUAAUAAUAAUAAUAAUAAUAAUAAUAAUAAUAAUAAUAAUAAUAAUUCAAAUAUACCGAUUGUUAUAACAACAGCAAUAACGGAACAACAACAAACAAAAGAAAAGAAAUUAAAUUUUGUAGUAUUAAUUAGAACAAAGAAUUGUGAUAUUUUUACAAAGACAAGAAUUAAAGGUCAAUUUGCAUUAUUUUUAGGUAAUUCAAAACCACCAGUUAAGGAUAUUGUUCAAUCUAUAAUACCAGAUAUGUCAUGUAAAUGGAUUAAGUUGGUAAAGAAUCAAGAGAUUCAAAAGAAUUUAAAAUCAUUUGAAGAGAGACAAAGAGUUAAAAGUUUUAAAUUUGGUAUAUUGUAUUGUGCACCUGGCCAAGUUGAUGAGGAAUCAAUGUUUUGUAAUCAAAAUGGGUCAGAGGGAUUUAAUCACUUUUUAGAAUUUAUUGGUGAUCGUAUACAAUUAUCUGGUUGGAAAAAUUAUAGAGGUGGUUUAGACGUUAAACAAGAUUCAAAUUCAACUGGUACUCAUUCAAUCUAUAAACAAUAUCAUUCCUUUGAAAUCAUGUUUCACGUUGCAACUUUGUUACCUUUUAAUCCAUUAGAUAAACAACAAGUUGAUAAAAAAAGACAUCUUGGUAAUGAUAUAGUUUUAAUAAUUUAUAAAGAAGGUGAUCAAUUAUUUGAUCCAAAAGUUAUGAAAUCUGAUUUUAAUCAUGUAUUUAUUGUAAUUUCACCAAUAGUUAAUGAUAAAUCAAAAAUUAAAAAAUAUAAAAUUUCAAUAGUUUAUAAAGAUGGUGUUGAAAGUUCAACACCAUAUUUAGUGAACCCUUCGAUUUGGGAAGAAUCAUCAGAGUUUAGAGAAUUUUUAUUAAGUAAAUUAAUUAAUUCUGAAUGUUCUUCUUAUGAAGCUCCAAGUUUUAAAAUUAAAAUUCAAAGAACAAGAGUAGCUUUAUUAAAAGAUAUGAAUACAACUUAUUUAAAUCCGGAAUAA
This is a messenger RNA of Dictyostelium discoideum AX4, 2568 nucleotides long. RefSeq names its product RapGAP/RanGAP domain-containing protein. The record is from RefSeq and is a predicted model, not a curated record. The coding region runs from base 1 to 2568 and encodes 855 amino acids. Gene Ontology annotation, molecular function: GTPase activator activity. Gene Ontology annotation, biological process: regulation of small GTPase mediated signal transduction. The transcript is spliced from 4 exons. NCBI's taxonomy places the organism in Eukaryota, Evosea, Eumycetozoa, Dictyosteliales, Dictyosteliaceae.